AUGGCACAGCUUGCACUGGACGAUCCCGCUGCUUUGAAGAAGCUAUUGGAUGAUUGUGCAGUUCCAGCACCCAUUGUUGCCAACUUGAAUCUUUUAGGCUACCGUUCUGUAGCUUUGCUUGGUUUUGCAGUCCCCAGUGAUGGACACGUGGAUGAAAUGAUUGAAAAGCUCACUCCACAUGAUCUAGGGGAGCAGAUUGACCUCUUAUCGCCAGGUGCGGCUAGUUUGAGACGAGCUAUCCGCCAAUGCUUCGAAGCGUGCCAGGCGAAAGGUGGCAUCCCAUGUGAACCAAACUUUGCAACAGCAGCCAAACCAAAGCUGUCUCUGACGGAGUAUAAGGAACUGAAGCUUAAGUUUGUUGAACACUUUCCAGGUGAAUUGUUGACACCGGAAUCCACUCCCAGCUUCAUGUUUCUUGCCAGUUUGAAAGAGCAAGUGGAUGCCGGCACUUGGACAUGGACACCAUGGCGUCAUCGUAUCUCUGAACAUGCUGAGAUGCUUUUUCAGGAAAAUCGGAAGCCUCGAUCAGAUCACCAGUUACUUCAACGCAUGCUUAACCAGCAGGAACUGAUGGACUUCCCAGAAGCCAGCGACAUGCAGACAGCCUUGCAGCCCAGACCUCGUUCUCUACAUGCUCCAACGACUCCGAAGAAGGUGGAACCCAAGGCCACUCCGAAAAAGCCGGGUACUCCACCACCAGUUCGCAAGGAUGAUCGACUGAAAGACUGGAAUGAGAGUUGGGUCAGAAAGCACAAUGGCAAGGGCAUUUGUAUGCGUUGGAAUGUCUCCAAGUGCGGCAGUGGGGAUACGUGCAGGUUUCGUCACAUUUGCCCCAUCCCGAAGGCUGAUGGAACGCCUUGUGCACAGAAGCAUCCUGCCAAGUCCCAUAAGGGGCCCUCUUCAACUGUGGACUUGGAGCCGCCCCCUGGUGAUUUUUCUUUGGGAGCUUGGCCAGGUGCAUCAGCCUCCGACCUUCAAGUCCAAGAAUCAGCCACAGUGCAUGAUCGGGCACGGCACAUCUUGACCUUGGUGGCAGCGAAGGGUGGCAUUGUCGUCAUUGAAAAUCCUCUGACCAGCAUGACAUGGCUGGACGGGCUUAUGAGUGCUUGGGUCAGGGCUACAUCCCCCUACCUUGCCGCGGCAGCAGCUUGCAGGUUCGGGGAGGACUGGCAGAAGUCCUGGCUGUUUUGCUCCAACAAAGUGGACAUCCUUGCCAUUGGUUUGGGCUGUGAUCACAACCCCAAGUCACAUUUGAAUUUUGCAGGCCUUCGACUUCCGGAUGGUUCAUUCUACAGUCGGCUUACAGCUUGCUAUCCCAAAAAGUUGGCAGAAGCUCUGGCGAAGGUCUUUUUGCCCUAUUUGUCCAGACAUUCGAAGGUGGCUACAUUGCGAGCAUGGCCCUCCUGUUUGCCCUCAACCUUUACUGCUCAACCAUUGACCCAACGGGUUGAGGACGGGGGUGGUCUUAUCAGUACGGCAGUGUGGCAUUCCCCACAGGCCCCAGAUGUGUUGGGAGGCUUGUGCAAGCGUUGGACCUCUCGCAUCCUCCGCAUGGGCCUACAUUCACAUAUCUUGUCGCAUUUUGCAACGGGGUCCAAAGAUCCCCCAUUAUCUGACCAGCAGCUGCAGGGUUUUUUGAUGGAUGUGCGCGAGUUUGUGGAUGUUCCUGAUCGGAUUUGGGAUCAAGCUCUGCAUUCCGUGAAAGUCGUUCGUGUGGCCAAUUUCACAUUGCGUGAUCGUGAACACGCCAAAUCAUUGCACUUCAAGUCUCGCAGGAUAUGGCUGGGCAUUCAAAUACCUGGCUCCAGCAAACGCAAACUGCUACCUGACACGCAUGAGGCCCUGCAAGCUUGGAAAGAUGUCCUCAUUGGUACUCCUUUCCUUCAUGACAUGGUACCACCUCACCAUAUACCUCUUCAAGCCUCGGCUGAUGCGUGCGCAACUGCGAAUGAAGCUGGUUUGGGCGGCGUUAUUCGUAUGAAUGGUUCGGUUAUGGCCUGGUUUGCAUUCACAAUUUCACAUUCCGAAGCAAAGUCAAUUUUUCCAUGGGUUUCUGACUCGAUGCAGAAACACAUUAACGUUUGGGAACUUCUGGGUCAAUUUUCAUUAGCGUAUUGCUUGGAUUGCUCGUUGAAGGGUCGCCAUACCCCCGUUGCAGUCACAUUUGCUUGUGACAACACAUCGGCUGAAGCAGCGCAUUUGAAAGCUUUGUCAACCUCUGCAGGCAUGUGUCACAUAUUGGCGGCUUUUUUCCGUUUCCAACGCAUCCACAACAUUGAUGUGACCAUCCAGCAUAUCCCAGGUAUAUGGAACGACGAUGCUGAUGCGUUGAGUCGUGGUAGGCACCUUCCUUCUUGCCCUCCUGAACUACGCAUUGAUGUUCCCUGGAAAUGGCUCUGCUCCGCCAUACCGAAAUUUUCACCUAGUCAAGCUCGAAUUCCAUCCACUUUGCUGUCCCGCUGA
This is a messenger RNA of Cladocopium goreaui, 2463 nucleotides long. Lineage: Eukaryota; Dinophyceae; Suessiales; Symbiodiniaceae. The record is from the annotation of a GenBank genome assembly.